UUUGAGUAAGAGAUAAGGAAGAGAGGUGCCCGAGCCGCGCCGAGUCCACCGCCGCCGCAGCGCCUCCGCUCCGCCAACUCCGCCGGCUUAAAUUGGACUCCCCGAUCCGAAAGGGCGCGGCGCAGCCGGGCAGCGGCGCUUUCAGCCUUGGCAACCCCCGGGGCCACUAUUUCCCACUUAGCCACAGCUCCAGCAUCCUCUCUGUGGGCUGGUCACCAACUGUACAACCACCAUUUCACUGUGGACAUUACUCCCUCUUACAGAUAUGGGAGACAUGGGAGAUCCACCAAAAAAAAAGCGUCUGAUUUCCCUAUGUGUUGGUUGCGGCAAUCAAAUUCACGAUCAGUAUAUUCUGAGGGUUUCUCCGGAUUUGGAAUGGCAUGCGGCAUGUUUGAAAUGUGCAGAGUGUAAUCAGUAUUUGGACGAGAGCUGUACGUGCUUUGUAAGGGAUGGGAAAACCUACUGUAAAAGAGAUUAUAUCAGGUUAUACGGGAUCAAAUGCGCCAAGUGCAGCAUUGGCUUCAGCAAGAACGACUUCGUGAUGCGUGCCCGCUCCAAGGUGUACCACAUCGAGUGUUUCCGCUGCGUGGCCUGCAGCCGCCAGCUCAUCCCCGGAGACGAGUUCGCGCUGCGGGAGGACGGCCUCUUCUGUCGCGCGGACCACGACGUAGUGGAAAGGGCUAAUCUGGGCGCCGGCGACCCUCUCAGUCCCCUGCACCCGGCACGGCCGCUGCAAAUGGCAGCGGAGCCCAUCUCCGCCCGACAGCCUGCCCUGCGGCCCCACGUCCACAAGCAGCCGGAGAAGACCACCCGGGUGCGGACUGUGCUCAAUGAGAAGCAGCUGCACACCUUGCGGACCUGCUACGCUGCCAACCCCCGGCCCGAUGCGCUCAUGAAGGAGCAACUGGUGGAGAUGACGGGCCUCAGUCCCCGCGUGAUCCGGGUCUGGUUUCAAAACAAGCGGUGCAAGGACAAGAAGCGGAGCAUCAUGAUGAAGCAGCUCCAGCAGCAGCAACCCAAUGACAAAACUAAUAUCCAGGGCAUGACAGGAACUCCCAUGGUGGCUGCCAGUCCAGAGAGACACGACGGUGGCUUACAGGCUAACCCAGUGGAAGUGCAAAGUUACCAGCCGCCUUGGAAAGUACUGAGUGACUUCGCCUUGCAGAGUGACAUAGAUCAGCCUGCUUUUCAGCAAUUGGUCAAUUUUUCAGAAGGAGGACCAGGCUCUAAUUCCACUGGCAGUGAAGUAGCAUCAAUGUCAUCUCAACUCCCAGAUACACCUAACAGCAUGGUGGCCAGUCCCAUUGAGGCAUGAGGACAUUCGUUCAGAAGUAUUUCCCCCCACCCCCAUUGGAGAAAGUGGAAAUGAUGCUAACUCCAAAAGUAUUUAAUGACCCAGUCAAUGAAAACUGAAUCAAGAAAAUGAAUGCUCCAUGAAAUGCACGAAGUCUGUUUUAAUGACAAGGUGAUACGGUAGCAACACUGUGAAGACAAUCAUGGGAUUUUACUAGAAUUAAAAACAACAAACAAAACCCAAACCCAACAUAUGCUAUUCAAUGACCUUAGGAGUACUGAAAAAGAAAAAUAAAAGACGUUUUUAAAACGUAGAGGAUUUAUAUUCAAGGAUCUCAAAAAAAAAAAAAAAGCAUUUUCAUUUCACUACACAUCUGGAGAAAAAGCAGAAAUAGAAAAUUUUCUAGUCCAUCCUAAUCUGAAUGGUGCUGUUUCUAUAUUGGUCAUUGCCUUGCCAAACGGGAGCUCCAGCAAAAAGAGCAGGAAGAGAGACUGGCCUCUUUGGCUGAAAGAGUCCUUUCAGGAAGGUGGAGCUGCAUUGGUUUGCGAUGUUUUUAGUUGACUUUAACAAGGGGUUAAUUGAAAUCCUGGGUCUCUUAGCAUGCCCUGUAGUUGGUUUCUCUUUUACUUUUGUGCUGCACCCUGUCUCUCCCCAACCCCCUCCCCAGCCUUUCUUUCUUUCUUUCAAUUUUUUUGAGAUCCAUCCUCUAUCAAGAAGUCUGAAUCGACUUUAAAGGUUUUUGAAUUCAGAUUUAAAAACCAACUUAUAAAGCAUUGCAACAAGGUUACCUCUAUUUUGCCACAAGCGUCUCGGAUUGCGUUUAACUUGUGUCUGCCCAAGAACUUUUCCCCCAAAGAUGUGUAUAGUUAUUGGUUAAAAUGACUGUUUUCUCUCUCUCUCUCUCUGGAAAUAAAGAGGAAAAAAGGAAACUAUUUUUUUGUUUGCUCUUGCAUUGCAAAAAUUAUAAAGUAAUUUAUUAUUUAUUGUCAGAAGACUUGCCACUUUUCAUGUCAUUUGACAUUUUUUUGUUUGUUUGCUGAAGUAAAAAGAAAAAGAUAAAGGUUGUACCAUGAUCUUUUAAUUUUAUGUCUAAUUCUAUGUGUUUUGUCUCUUUUUUUUCCCUUAAAUAUUAUGUGAAAUUAAAGCGCCAUAUGUAGAAUUAUAUCUUCAGGACUAUUUCACUAAUAAAUGUUUGGCAUAGAUAAAUAAAGAAACACA
This is a messenger RNA of Ochotona curzoniae (black-lipped pika), 2512 nucleotides long. It is a transcript of the gene ISL1, whose product is annotated as ISL LIM homeobox 1. NCBI's taxonomy places the organism in Eukaryota, Metazoa, Chordata, Mammalia, Lagomorpha, Ochotonidae. The record is from RefSeq and is a predicted model, not a curated record. Bases 266 to 1315 code for a protein of 349 amino acids. Gene Ontology annotation, biological process: positive regulation of transcription by RNA polymerase II; axonogenesis; neuron fate specification. Gene Ontology annotation, cellular component: nucleus. The transcript has 6 exons. Gene Ontology annotation, molecular function: DNA-binding transcription factor activity, RNA polymerase II-specific; cis-regulatory region sequence-specific DNA binding.